UUGCUCGGUCUCGGCCGAAACAACAUCUCCCUCGUCGAACAAACCGCCAUGAAAUACAACCGCUUCUUCUCCUACUGCCUUCCGUCAACUUCCAGCUCCACCGGCCAUCUCACCUUCGGCAAAGGAGGAGGCUCCGCUAACGGCGUCAAGUUCACCAAGCUCACCACGUUAUCCAAAAGAGCUUCAUCGUUUUAUGGCCUCGGCCUCACCGGCAUCAGCGUCAACCGGCGCCAGCUGCAGGUUGCGUCCUCGGUCUUUUCGUCUUCGGGAACCAUCAUCGACUCGGGGACGGUGAUCACGCGGCUGCCGGCGACUGCGUACAGGGCGUUGAGGGACGCGUUUCGGGAGGGUAUGAAAAACUACAAGAUGACUAUGUCGUUUUCGCUGCUGGACACGUGU
Molecule: messenger RNA, 399 nt
Organism: Prunus mume (Japanese apricot)
Lineage: Eukaryota; Viridiplantae; Streptophyta; Magnoliopsida; Rosales; Rosaceae
Source: RefSeq, a predicted model, not a curated record